Prunus armeniaca (apricot) is the source of this 585-nucleotide messenger RNA. Lineage: Eukaryota; Viridiplantae; Streptophyta; Magnoliopsida; Rosales; Rosaceae. The record is from the annotation of a GenBank genome assembly.
AUGACAGACAAAACCUCUAAGGGAGAGGGAGCGGCGGCCGUAACCGACCUGCAGGAACAUUGGACGGGGGAAUCCUUACAGCCAAACUCACCGAUCAACCUUAUCGAAUUCCUCCACGAAUCGGAUGAGGCGGACACUCUAACCAUUGACGAUUUGGAGACGGCGCCCGCCGAGAUGGAGGAUGAUUACCCCGAGGUCCAGGACCCGUUAUUAGAAAUAAAUGUCGGGACCGAGGCCGAACCACGGCCUCUUUUUGUAAGCCAGCUUUUGAAUCCUGAGUUAGCAGCUGAAAUUAUCAGCCUGCCCCACGAAUAUAAAGACUGUUUUGCUUGGGAUUAUCAUGAGAUGCCUGGAUUACCAAGAGCAGCCGAGGCGAUUCUCGACCGAAGUACAGCUGGCCCAAAGGGCUCCAUCGGUUGUCUGCUGGCCCAGAACAACGAAUCUGAGCGAGAGCAAGCAGUGCAUUAUCUGAGCCGCACCCUCAACAUGGCCGAGCUCAACUACUCACCAAUCGAGAAGUUAUGCUUAGCGCUUUAUUUCGCGGCUACCAAGUUGCGCCAUUAUAUGCUUCCUUCGGUCGUUUAG